Messenger RNA from Durio zibethinus, 760 nucleotides. NCBI's taxonomy places the organism in Eukaryota, Viridiplantae, Streptophyta, Magnoliopsida, Malvales, Malvaceae. The record is from RefSeq and is a predicted model, not a curated record.
ACUACACACUUAAUCAUCCAAAAACCCUAAAAUUUUGGUCUUAAUAACAAGGUUCUUUAUUGGUCCUCAUCAUUUUUCUAAACGCAACACCAAUUUCCAUUCCAAAAUUCUAAUCUAAUCUUGAGACGGUUCAUGUGUUUUUCUGUGUUUUAAUUUCCAUUUUAUAUCCAUCAAAAUAAAAUUUUACAGUACUUUCCAGUUACAAUAGCUACGAUGAAUCACGAUCAUGGCAUGGAAGGCAUGGCACCGCCACCACAGUUAACCAAUGGCACGUCAGGGAUGCACCAGCACAAGAUGAUGAUGAUGAUGCAUAUGACCUUCUUCUGGGGCAAGAACGCCGAGAUCCUCUUCUCAGGCUGGCCAGGCAUGCGUGCUGGCAUGUAUGCACUAGCCUUGAUAUUCGUCUUUGUUCUUGCUUUCCUUGUUGAAUGGCUCUCUCAUUCCCGGUUGAUCAAGCCAGGAUCAAGCAAUGUCUCAGCUGGUCUUGUGCAAACAUUCUUGCAUGCCAUGAGGGUUGGUCUAGCUUAUUUGGUAAUGCUUGCUGUUAUGUCUUUUAAUGGUGGGGUGUUUCUUAUGGCUGUUGCUGGUCAUACCUUGGGCUUCUUGUUGUUUGGUAGUAGGGUUUUCAAGAAAAAUACGGAAGUGUUGUCUUAUGACAAAACCUCUGAUCUUCCUCCUAUGAGUUGCUGAUCACCCAGGGACAGAUCUGGGGUGGGACAGCUGCCCCACAAAAAUCCUGAAAAUUAAUUUCAAAAUUAAU